This is a messenger RNA of Saccharomycodes ludwigii, 1365 nucleotides long. It is a transcript of the gene LAP3, whose product is annotated as bleomycin hydrolase. The record is from RefSeq and is a predicted model, not a curated record. Gene Ontology annotation, molecular function: cysteine-type aminopeptidase activity. Bases 1 to 1365 code for a protein of 454 amino acids. Gene Ontology annotation, cellular component: cytoplasm. Gene Ontology annotation, biological process: L-homocysteine catabolic process; proteolysis; response to toxic substance. The transcript has a single exon. Lineage: Eukaryota; Fungi; Ascomycota; Saccharomycetes; Saccharomycodales; Saccharomycodaceae.
AUGCCUUCUUUGUCAAUUGAAGAAUUAAGUAAAUGGGAUGAAGAAUUUUUUACCGAUCUAACUCAUUGCUUGGCUUCAACCGUUUUGAAAAAUUAUAAUGCAGAUGAUGCAUUAUUGGAUAAAACACAAUUGUUAAAACAUUAUCCACGUGUAUAUAAUACUACUGUGGAAAUUGAUGGAGCACCAAUAACAAACCAAAAAUCUUCAGGUAGAUGUUGGUUAUUUGCAGCCACCAAUCAAUUGAGAUUAAAUGCUAUGGAAAAAUUGUCUUUGAAAGAGUUAGAAUUAUCUCAGAGUUAUGUAUUUUUUUACGACAAAUUAGAAAAAUGCAAUUAUUUUUUGGAACAAAUAAUUGAUACUCGUGAUCAAAAGGUUGAUUCGCGUUUAGUACAGUACUUAUUGGAGGCCCCAACUAAUGAUGGUGGCCAAUACAGCAUGUUUAUUAACAUUGUUAAGAAAUAUGGGUUGGUUCCAAAGGAUUUAUAUGGCGAUUUGCCUUACUCUACUACAGCAAGCAGAAAAUUGAAUCAAUUAUUAACCACCAAAUUAAGAGAGUUUGCUGAAGUAUUACGUGAGGAACCAGAAGUGGGAAAUUUGCCAAUCUUGCAAAAAAAAUUCCAAAAGCAAAUUUUCAAAAUUCUAACAACUUUUAUGGAUGCGCCAUCCUCUAUUGUCAAACCAAAUGAGGAAUUUUCCUGGGAAUAUUUGGAUAAAGAUAAAAAUCUAAAAUCUUUGAAAUGUACUCCACUAGAAUUUGCCACCAACAUUUGCGGUUUGGAUUUGGAACAACCACCAGUUUCAUUGAUAAACGAUCCUAGACACCCCUACGGUGAACUAAUCGAAAUCGAUAGAUUAGGUAAUGUUACCGGGGGUGACGCUGUUUUGUAUUUAAAUGUAGACAAUGAUACCCUAACUGAACUGGUUGUUAAACGUUUAAAAAACAACAAAGCUGUUUUUUUUGGUUCUCAUACCCCUAGGUACAUGGAUAAAAAAAAUGGGAUUAUGGAUGUUGACCUGUGGAAUUAUAAGGCAAUUGGUUAUCAAUGCAACCAAUCGAAAGCUUCUCGUAUCAAGUACCAUGAAAGUUUAAUGACGCACGCCAUGCUAAUUACUGGAUGCCAUCUUUCAGAAAAUGGCAAGCCAGUUAGAUAUCGCGUGGAAAACUCGUGGGGGAAAGAUUCUGGUAAGGAUGGAUUAUAUUUGAUGACUCAAAAAUAUUUUGAAGAAUACGCUUUUCAAAUUGUUGUUGAUCUUGAUGAGUUACCAGAAAAUUUAAAGGAAAAGUUCACUGACAAAGAAUCAUUAUCUUCUGCUACCAAAAUUAUUUUACCUAUUUGGGAUCCUAUGGGAGCCUUGGCUAUUUAA